GGAAAUGCGUUUCGGCUUCCGGAAAUUUGCAGCAGCUCCUCUUUCCGGCGCUUGGCGCUCAUGAUUAGGUGGUGAGAAGUAAAGCCGUUUUCCGACUGUUUCUGCGCAUCCCUUCGCGUUUUGGAGGAGCCGCCUUUCUCUUGAGCGGGUAAGACAGUCGUGUCCUGAAGCCUUGAGAGUUGAGUCACCUAAACCGCCUCGUUUCUCCGCGCGCGAUAAAAACGGGCCUAGGCUUUCGCUGCGCCGGUGACACUUGACUUGGGAACAACAGUAACUGACUGAGUAAGUAACGUUUUUUCAAGCCGCAGCAGCGCAGUGCCAGUGGUGGACACUUUUGAAGGAGCAAAGAAAGCCGCUUUGAAACGCGCGCGCUCCGUCCGAGAGGAACAGCACAGCACAGCAGCAGCAUCAGUCCGAAGCGAAGCGAAGGUGGCGACGGUCGGAGGCUCGAGCUCGUGGUGGUUUACCUGACCGGCGGCGGCGGCGUCCUCAGUCCCUCGCUCGUUUGGCUGCACCCGGCUGCACCCUGCUGCACAGCACAGUCAAUGAGUCAUGAAUGAAUCAUCAUGUGUGUUACAUCACAUGUCAACAUGAUCAUGGAUCGUCGUGUAUCUCUGCUACAUGUAGCCACGACUUGCGCCGGUUUAGGAGCGACUCACUGGUCAAAAAGUAGCGCUGCGUCGACCUUGUCAAUGACGUCAUGGGUUCCUAACGUUCUCCCACUUGGCCCGUGACGUUUCUAGAUGUUUCCAGGUGGUUCUUCAGCGUGAACCUGGGGAAAGCUGUCCAAGAAUGAACUUUAAGAGGGUUUCUGUGAUCUGGAACACGUGACGUGGUGGCUUCGCUGAUCGGAUCCCCGCCGGCAGACAGCUGAUUAUUCGGUGUAAUUCUGGUUUUCGCUCUAGGUUACGGCUACACUACACCCUCCCAAGAACGUGGAGAUCGAGCCCCUGUAAACUGUUUAGAUUCCCUAUCUAGGUCACACUGCAUGCUGCCUCGGCACACCUACACCUGCAUGCCGUUGCGUUUUCUGUUGUCAGUCACUCCUGUUUCCAUGUUAACUUGAGGAAAGACGUCUGUUUGUCAGGAUACUCAUGUCUUCACUGGUAACGAUAUCACUGUUCCUACAGAGAAACGGUUCGUUCUCCAACAUGUCUCACAAUUAUCUGCAUAGAGGCGCUCCAGAAGACUUUAAGCCUCAUCCUGCCUCUUCUCGUUCUUCUGACCAUCUUCAUGCGGGGCUGCGUGAUAUUUACAAAACUGCCCGAGAGAUGUCUGCCAACUCGCUGCCUACUUUCGCCGCUUCGAAAACCUUGCUGGAGUCUUACCCCUCGCAGGGGUCUUCGACCACGGAAAAGGCGCUGAGUCUUCUAGCCAGCUGCGGCCUUGAUCCCGAGGACCUGUCUCAGCUUGCCGGCAUGCCGGAUAACCUCAUCACCAUGGAGACGCUUCCUCGGCUCCUCAUGGAGAUAAAGGAUAAAAAGGCGGGGAAGGACCGCCCGUCGGGCUGCGCUACUUCCGCAUCUCACCCGGCCGACUUGCCUCCGUCAGGUACGUGGCGAGAUGGGACCCAUUUUCACUCUGAAGCACACCUCCCAUGUCAACCCUCAGAGAAGACUCCUGACAGCUGGAAUGAGGACUGGCAGGACCACUGGGGGAACCCCCAGCCUAUCUCCUCCGUAUCACAGGAACGCUCUCUCUCCACUUCCAGCUACGUGGUGGACUACAACUAUGGCCGAGUCGGAGAACAGGGAUCCCGGAGUUAUCAGAGUCCUGGCCGCAGUGAAAGGGCGAAAUACAGUAGAGAGCGCUCUGCUGAGUAUCAGGGCAGGGACCCCAGAGGCAGAGUAGGAAACAGCCGCGAGCGAUCGGCUGAGUACGAAUGGGCCGACAGCAGAGGAAGAGUAGGAAGUAGCCGUGAGAGAUCGGAUGAGUACCGGUGGGAUGACAGCAGAGAAAGAACAGGAAGUAGUCGCGAGCGUUCAGAUGAGUUCCGCUGGGAAGGCAGUAGAGGGAGGGGAGGAAGCAGCCGUGAGCGAACGGAUGACUACCCGAGUGUAGAUAGUAGGGCGAGAGAUUAUUCGGCUGAGUACCGUCGGGUGGACAGCAGAGGAAGAGUAGGAAGCAGCAGUGACCCUGUCGAUGAUUACCAGUGGGAUGACGACAGACCAAGAACGGGAAACGGUAGAGAGCGAUCGGAUGAGUAUCGCUGGAACGAUGGCAGAGCAAGAACAGGGAACAGUAGAGAGCGAUCGGACGAGCACUGGUGGGGUGACAGCAGAGACAGAGUGGGAAGCAGCAGGGAGCCCUGGCGCGAGUACCAGGGGAUCAACAAAGGCUUGAGGUCUGAAAGUGGGCGAGAUGCUUCCGGCGACCGGUGGAGCAGCACAACAGCCGGAAGCCGCCAAGACUUCUCCUCUGAUUACCGGAGGGUUGACCGAGGUCGGGAUGCGCCGCCCGUCACGUCGAAGAAGGCCUCUGCCCAUGUUAAGCAUCCCUCCAAACAGGAGUCGGACGAUUUCCACGGAGCGAUGCCCCAAUCGUUUCCUUACGCAUGCUCUCUCUGCGAUAUCGUCGUGCUCUCACAAAGGGAUUGGACUUUACACAUAAAUGGGUCUCAACAUGCAGAAAGCCAACUCGCAAUACUGCAGAUGUACCCGGACUGGGAUUGUCGCAGUGACUCCCCUACCGGGGGCAGAUGGCCACCAGAACAAAAAAGGCAGGAGGAGAAGCCUGCAAGCACUCAUUACCCAGGAUCUGGACCCAGCAGUGGCGAGAGACACCAUUCCAUGAAAGAGGAGCAGAGAAGCCGAAUAAUCUCUGUGAAAUUUGCUGCCGACACAGUGAAUAAGGCCUACUUGAUGGACUUAGUGAAACCAUUUGGGAUGCCACUGAAUGUUGCAGUGUUUUCCACGAAAGCUUUCCUGGAGAUGGGUUCUUGCCACCAAGCAGAAGACAUUGUAAAGUUCUACAGAGAGAGCCCAGCUGUAGCAACAGGAAGUCCAGUCCUGUUUUCUCUGUCCAGCUCGUUCGCCUUUCCCCUGCAGACCUCGCGGGUCGUCUGCUUCUGCAGGCUUCCUCCCGGGAAAGAGAAGAACACGGAGCUGAUCGCCAUAGCGAAGCGCUUUGGACAAGUGAAACGCUCACUGUUCUUGCCCAAUCGGGUGUUUGUGGAGAUGGCAGAGCUUGAACAUGCCCAGAAGUUAGUGGAUUAUUAUACCAGCCAUCCUCUCAAGAUGAAGGGCAAAAAUGUCCUUGUUUCCUACUCUACGGAGUACACCACUCUGAAAAGGCCGAGUCCUGACGGAGAGGGGAGGACAAGCAGUUACAGCAGUCAGCCUUACAGGAGGAGGUCCAGCAGCCCAAGGAGGAGCUCUUCCAAUUCGAAGAGCGAGUCCAGAGAGAUGGAGUCCACCACAACUCAAACCAAGGAAGCAGGAAGUGUGGGAGAGCUUCCUCAGGCUGGAGGCAACACCCAGCCUGAACCCAAGGAAGAGUCUGCAGGAGAUUCCUCCAAAGAGACAACCGCUGAGCUUGAAGGUGGAAACAAGGAAGACUCAAAAGUGCCGGCCAAGGAGCAUGAUCCUAGCCCAAUGGGAACAUCAAAAGAGACAGCCAUUGUUGGCCAGGAUGUCACAGAUCAAGCUGGGCACGAAGAUGGGAAGCAGGAAGGAAACUUAAAACCUUUGGACUCAGACAGCGACAUCGAAGGCAUGGAGGUGAUUGGGGAGGACGAGGAGGACAGGGUCCCUGAUGAGGACCUGGCGAAGCAAGAUGUAUGUGACCGCCCAGAGAAGCUGGGCCCAAAACAGGAGCCUGCCGAGGUGUCGGAGGCUGGACUUCCGGAUGUUUCGGCAGGGAGAUCCUCUUCAGAGAAUGAUGGCAUGGCGGAGCAGGUUACACCAGAAGACCUGGGACAAGCUGAGCCUCGUGGGGUCCACUCUGAGGAGCUGAAGGAGGCGCCUGCUUCUGAAGAGGAAGAGCCGGACUUCCCGGAAAGCCUGGAGCAAUGCAUCACCCUCGACGAGGUUCUGGACGAAGACGAUGACAGAGAUGGACAUGGAAAUGCAGUCAAGUAUGAAGACAAAGGUGACGACAAGCGUCAGAAACUCAAAGAUGAUCCUGAGGAGCGCGGCAGCGGACGAGUACUUUACGUGGGAAACCUGCCGAAAGCCUACUAUACAGACGCCGAGUUUGUGAGGAUUGUUAAGGGCUUGGGGACAGUUAGGCGCUACUUCCUGAUCCGCAGUCGUCAAGAGGGCUUCAUCGAGAUGGACAGAGCUGAAGAGGCCCGAAGAGCGGAGAAGGAGCUGACGCUGAGGCCACCGCAGAUACACUGGUCCUUCCUGAUGGUGCACCUGUCGCGGAAGUACCAGCGGCUGACGUGUGGGUGGAGCCCUGAGCCGGACCCCUCAGAGGAGAGGACCAGGAGGAAGGAGCGCAGAGGAUCCAGCAGGAGCGAGGAGAAAGAGGGCAGUGGCUCACGCUCCAGGUCCAAGUCUACUCAGGAGGAGCCGCCCACCAAGAUGGCGCGAGUGCAGCAGGAGAAAGAGCCAUCGAAGGAGCGUCAGAGAGAGCGGGAGGGCAGCGCCGAAGGGUCUCGCGCCCCCAAGGAGGCUCCGCUGAAGGCCAAUGAGUCUGAGACUAAGAGCGGCCAGGAGCCUGGGGGUUCCUGCAUCCAAAGUGGUACUGAGGGGGAGUGUGGCACCGACGGUUCUAUGACGCAUUCUGGUGCCAAAGCUGGGGAGCAGGUCCUGAUGGAGGUGGAUGCACCGCACAGCCCUGUGGGCCGGGAAUUCGUACAGCCCGUGGUUGGCUACCUGUGCAGCCUGUGUGAUGCCAUCUUUGCCAGCGAAGAUGAAGCCAAAAACAAGCACUGCAGCAGCCUGUCGCACCGGCAGAGAGUGAGGGCUCGGCUCGAGGCCCACAGGAAGCCGGGAGAUUCUGAUGGCUCCGAACAAAAGAAAGCCUGAUGUGUUUCUUCCCAGCCGCACUGCUGACUGCAGAGCAGUGUGUAAUAAUCAUCAUUACAGCCGUAGUUUAAUUGUAUCCGCCUUUCUGUUGCUGUUAGACAUUGCUUUGCCGUAGCAGAGUAAACACUAGUGUAAUUUUAUUUUAUUUUUUUUUAGUUUCAGUGGCCUGUUUGAGCAUGUGCUUUGUUUUGUAUAACUGUCUGUAUUUCUUGAAUCCCCAAACUUUCAUGUAGAUAUGUAGGUCAACAUUGUUUUUCUCUGAAUAAAGCAGAAUUUUUGUAAGUGUCCACGUCUGACUUGGCCAGUGCAACGAUCUAAAAGUAAUAAUACCAUAGCAUUUGCAUGAAUAGUUGUCCUCUCACAUAUGAACCAGUUGGUUUAUAAUGAUGGAGCGUUCUGAUGCCAGACUCCACAUUUUUAUGCACUGCUGCAUCAAACAUUCAGUGUGUGAAAAGCAGAAACCGUUCUUACUAUGGUAAUUACCAAAGGAACUGGUAGUGUAGUGGUUAGAGCUCCUGACUUUGGACCCAAAGAGUCA
Messenger RNA from Scleropages formosus (Asian bonytongue), 5511 nucleotides. RefSeq names its product RNA-binding protein 20-like. Gene Ontology annotation, molecular function: zinc ion binding; RNA binding. The transcript is spliced from 18 exons. NCBI's taxonomy places the organism in Eukaryota, Metazoa, Chordata, Actinopteri, Osteoglossiformes, Osteoglossidae. The coding region runs from base 1095 to 4973 and encodes 1292 amino acids. The record is from RefSeq and is a predicted model, not a curated record.